Molecule: messenger RNA, 744 nt
Organism: Nycticebus coucang (slow loris)
Lineage: Eukaryota; Metazoa; Chordata; Mammalia; Primates; Lorisidae
Gene: MPHOSPH6
Product: M-phase phosphoprotein 6
Exons: 5
Coding region: 40-522 (160 amino acids)
Biological process (GO): maturation of 5.8S rRNA
Source: RefSeq, a predicted model, not a curated record
AGCGGAGUACGUGGCUGGAGUGCCGCGCUGGGAUCAGCCAUGGCGGCCGAGCGGAAGACCAAGUUGUCCAAGAACCUGCUGCGCAUGAAGUUCAUGCAAAGGGGACUGGAUUCGGAAACCAAGAAACAACUAGAAGAGGAAGAAAAGAAAAUCAUUGGUGAAGAGCACUGGUACUUGGACUUGCCAGCACUGACAGAGAAAGAGAGUUUCAUAAUAGAAGAGCAGAGUUUCUUGUUAUGUGAAGAUCUUCUCUAUGGAAGAAUGUCAUUCAGAGGAUUUAAUCCUGAGGUUGAGAAACUGAUGCUUCAGAUGAAUUCUAAGAAUAAAGCAGAAGUUGUUGAAGAUGAAACAGAGGAGGCUGAUGUGUCAGAUGAAGAAAUGGCUAGAAGAUAUGAAACCUUGGUGGGGACAAUUGGGAAAAAGUUUGCCAAGAAGAGAGACCGUGCCAAUUAUGAAGAAGAUGAAAAUGGAGAUGUAAAACCAAUUAAAACAAAGAAGAUGUUUUUGAAGCCCCAAGACUAAAGCGGAUGCCUCAAGAGAUGGCUCAGGGAUGGCUUGUGAAAGCCAGCAGCGUAUUUCAGAACUGACGGUAUCUCCAUACCUGUAAUACUAUGAUGUCCAUUUGUAAAGGGGUAUAUCAUUUUGGAAGCAUGCUGUUUCUGAAACAGAUGUGUGAUGGAUGUUAUACAUCCUUUGUUAAUAGUAUUCAUCAAGUAAACUUCUAGCCCUUGAUCUUCAAAUGUA